AAAAGUUUGUAUGUUUUACUUUCGGAUACAAAUUCUUAUGCAAAUAUUCGUAAACUCUGCUUGUCCAAGUGUAUAUAAAUAACAUGGUUUUCUUGGCCUUCAAGUGCAAUAACUAGCUAGUUCAAACACCAAAAGUAGUGCAAUAAUAACUAGCUAAAGAAAAUGAGUCCAAAUAAGUCAAGUUGUCCGUCUGUAGUUCUGGUUGUGAUAAUUCUGUCAUGUCAAAGUGUUUAUUCUCAGCUUCAAGUGGGUUUUUAUAGUAGAUCAUGUAGUUUAGCUGAAUUUAUUGUUGAAGACGAGGUUAGGAAAGGGUUUAUCAGGGAUACAGGAGUGGCUGCUGGACUUGUGAGAAUGCACUUCCAUGACUGCUUUGUUAGAGGGUGUGAUGCCUCAGUGCUCAUCGAUUCCACUGCCUCAAACACAGCAGAAAGAGAUGCUCCUCCAAAUAAUCCAAGUCUACGAGGAUUCGAAGUCAUUGACAGUGCCAAAGCUAGACUUGAAGCUCUAUGUCAAGGUGUUGUUUCGUGUGCUGACAUACUUGCAUUUGCAGCGAGGGAUAGCAUAGAGAUGACUGGAGGGCUUGGUUAUGAUGUUCCUGCAGGAAGAAGAGAUGGAAGAAUAUCAUUAGCUUCGGAGGCCAAUACAAACUUACCUGGUCCAACACUCAAUGUAAACCAACUCACCCAAUUUUUUGCAAACAAGGGCUUUACACAAGAAGAAAUGGUUACCCUCUCCGGAGGACACACAAUUGGGAGGUCACAUUGCACUUCAUUCAGCAGCAGAUUGUACAACUUCAAUGCAACAUUAAAUCAGGACCCAAGUUUAGAUCCAAUAUAUGCAGCUCAGUUGAAGCUACAGUGCCCUCAAGGCAACACAAAUCCAAAUCUAGUGGUUCAGAUGAACCCUUCUUCUCCAACUAUCACUGAUACAGGAUACUACAUUGACAUUCUAGCCAAGAGAGGCUUGUUCGAAUCAGACCAAACUCUCCUCUCAAAUGCAGCAACAGCAAACCAAGUGAAUCAAAAUGCUAGAAAUCCUAUCCUUUGGAGAAGCAAGUUUGCUGCUGCAAUGGUUAAGAUGGGUCAACUUGGUGUUCUCACUGGCAGUGCUGGUGAGAUUCGAGGAAAUUGCAGGGUCAUUAAUUAGUUAAAAGGAGGGAAUUAAGGGGCUUGACAUUGCUAUGUGUUCUUAUUAUCAUGGUAGCUAUAUUGAAAGGUCAAACUGGAUAUUCAUAGUUGGAAUUUCUAAUUCUAAGUUUGUUUUCUUUUGCUUGUAUUUGUGCAAUUAUAAUACAAGCUCUAAAACGACUCAAGGCAGAAAAAAAUAAAAAAUUAGUUCCAUAUAUAUUUUGCUUGUUCCAAUAUAAUAUCGUGGAAUAUGAUUCAGAUAUAUAUAUAUAUA
Messenger RNA from Ziziphus jujuba (common jujube), 1401 nucleotides. Its product is annotated as peroxidase 5. Gene Ontology annotation, cellular component: plant-type cell wall; plasmodesma. The coding region runs from base 163 to 1146 and encodes 327 amino acids. Gene Ontology annotation, molecular function: peroxidase activity; heme binding. Gene Ontology annotation, biological process: response to oxidative stress; hydrogen peroxide catabolic process. The transcript is spliced from 4 exons. The record is from RefSeq and is a predicted model, not a curated record. NCBI's taxonomy places the organism in Eukaryota, Viridiplantae, Streptophyta, Magnoliopsida, Rosales, Rhamnaceae.